This is a messenger RNA of Dendronephthya gigantea, 17803 nucleotides long. RefSeq lists its product as uncharacterized. The record is from RefSeq and is a predicted model, not a curated record. Gene Ontology annotation, biological process: signal transduction. Gene Ontology annotation, molecular function: protein binding; serine-type endopeptidase inhibitor activity; chitin binding. Lineage: Eukaryota; Metazoa; Cnidaria; Anthozoa; Malacalcyonacea; Nephtheidae.
GAUGAUAAUCGCCUUAAAAAUACAAUCUAUCUUUACUUCAAAACAAAUAUUUUAAACCUUCAUACUUUUUAUAAAAGUAAGAUAAAAACUCCACUAAGUGUUCCAACUUCUGCUCUACACAACAGAUUCGCUGUGUUUUCUCGAGUAUUUUGUUUUAAACGUGUUCUUUCCCAUGUGAAACGACGCAUGAGUGUAUAUAACAGGUCUAGUGAAGUCAAACGAAUCAAAGAUAACCUUGCAUUAAUAAAUAAUGAGAAGACAUUGUUCGCUUAGAUCAUCGACGAGGAAUUUCAGCUCAACUCAUUGAUGAGGAAUUUUCUGAUGUCACGAGUAAAGUUUUAGAAAUUUUUGUAUUAGAGAGAAUAUUUUCGCAGUGAGAUUUUUGUAGGUUUUAUCAGAGGUGGCAACGUAGCCUCGUUCUUGAGACAUGAAACUGUUGCUUUUCUGCCUUUCUUUGUUUCCGCUAAUCGUUUCAAGUUCAGAUUAUCUCGGAUGUUACAAAGAUGGCUCUCCACGUGACCUCUUACAGCGAUUACAUCAUAAUAAUGUGACGGUGGAUAAUUGUGUGAAUGGUUGUUAUGAUCAGGAAUACGAGUAUGCCGCAGUCCAGUUUUCAUAUCUGUGUUUCUGUGGCGACCAUUAUGGCAGGUUUGGUAAACUUCCUGACGAGAUGUGUGACAGCAAGUGUAAGGGGCCUGGAGACCAAUACUGCGGAGGAGAUUGGAAGAAUUCCAUUUACGCUACAGGUUACAAGGGAAAGAAGAAAAAGCAUAAUAAACGAGAUCAAGUUGUUUUGUUUGACCGUCCAAAGGAGAUCAAAACAUCCAAAUUCGUGGAAGACACAGAAAAGAAUGACGUCAUUGGUUCAAAGAAAUCUGACGUCAUCACCACGUCUCAUCACCCCAGGUCAGAGAUGCCAAACUCUUUCGACGCCCCACACGUUCACAUCAACCCCACCGAAUACAAUCAGAAUAACGUCCCUGGCUCCCCUGGGGAAAGUAUCAGCGCAUUCCCCCUUGCCACAAGUGCUCCACCACUAGAACAGAAUACGGUUCAAACAACUGGCAGCGAGCCACCUUUAGAACAAACAACGACAACUGAACAGUCCAUUCCCGGGACUUAUUCACACACGGUAGAAAUGACCCCGGAACAAGGAACUCAUGUGCAACCAGUAGAAACCAUCACCGUACAAACUACCUCGCAAAGUAUCCCGGAGAUUAGUACUCCACUCGGAGGAAAUCCGGGACAAAGUACCACUGUAUUAAAUACUCCGGUAGAAUACCCAUCGAUAGCUGCGACCCCCAUGAAACACAAGCCGAGCGGGAAAACUAUAUUCACGCUCCCUGUUAUCGAAACCUUACCAGCUGGUAGUAAGCUAGUUGCCCCAGUAUUAGUUAAAUUACCCAUACAAGGACUUCACCAUGACAAGAAAGGCGUUAAAAUUAACUCUACCGUCGUAAAUGGUACCGUAGUUAAAAUAAAUGGCACUUUAUAUCUCGUGCGUGGCAGCUUAACUAAGCUGAGCAAGUCAGCUCAUGCUAACAAACUUGUCGGAAGCCUGGUUGCUGGGGUGGCUCCAAAAAAUACGAACGAGCAUUUGGUUAAUGCUGUCCAGGCUGGUGUAACCGCAGAUGAUGGUGAUGAUGGUGAAAUGUUCAGUUAUGAUGGUACUUCAUCCACGACCCUUGAGGAUAAACCAUUUGACGCUCACGUGAUUAAGGAGAAUGUGAAACACACGGAACCGAAGACUCCGCGGAAAAAGAAAUUACCAGGUGGAAAACCAACAUCAGUUGAAAGUCCAGCAUCAGUUGAUAGUCCAGCAUCAGUUGAUAGUCCAGCAUCAGUUGAUAGUCCAGCUUCAGUUGAUAGUUCAGCUCCAGCUUCCUCCAGCACAACACAACCCCUCAACAACCUACCCGCGACUACAUCCGAUGAAAAACUGGAUAAUUUGAAUCCUUCAUCGUCUCCUCCACCUCAUCCACCUACAAUUCAUUAUUACCCUCCAAAACCCUUAAAGGUUCCCCCAUCAUUAACAGAUGUACCUGAACUAACCAUGAAUAAAGCGAUCGCCGCCGAAGCUGUUGGGUUUCAGGACACGACGUCCCAGGACGAUCAUAAAAAAACGGCUUGUCACAUUGAGCGUAAAAUGGCGGUGAGCAUGGGCGAUAGUUUCGUUCCAGUGUGUCAGGAUGAUGGCAGCUACGCUCCCGUGCAGUGUUUUCAACACACAGGAUUUGAUAGACAAUGCUGGUGCGUGAAUGACAAGGGGGAAGAGAUUGGAGACACGAGGACUACGGAUGGCAGCACACCCACCUGUGAGAAAGAGACGAAGAAGAAGAAGAAGAAGAUUUCUGCUGAAGUGAAGUAUUUGACGUUAAACUCAGCGUCGACAUCGGGAAAGUCGGGGAAGGGUUCUCGGAAAUACAUAGUGGAAUCACACGUCAAAGCCAAACUUUCCCAAUGCGAAGCGGAAAAGAAGAUUUCGAGGAAUCAAAAAGAUAUAUUUAUUCCGGAAUGUGAACGCGAUGGCAGUUAUAAAGCUCUGCAAUGUUUUUCGCACGCGAAUUACGGGACACGAUGUUGGUGCGUGAACGUAAAUGGUAGAGAAAUAGCCGGGAGUAGUGUCAGGGGAGGAGAGAUACCUGACUGCAAAAAAGCACUUUCCAAAGCAUUGUCAACAUAUGACCCUCACUGUGGGGAACACGGCUGUUGCGCGGAUGGCAAAACUCCGUCACCUGACCCUGCUAUGGCUGGUUGUCCUGAAAAUCUUUACAACAAACCAAAAGAGUCAGGAAAGAAAGUCACGUCAACUAAACCAUCCAAAUCUUGUCGAACAUCAAAAUAUGGUUGCUGUUCUGAUGAUAAAACCGCUGCGAAGGGAGAAAACAGCCAAGGUUGUCCUGAGCGUCAGAAAAGUGAGAACGUCCCGUGUUUUGAAGUUGUAUGUGGUUGUUGUCCUGAUGGUGUGACUGUUGCCAUGGGACCAAAUUAUCAAGGUUGUGCCCUCAAUCGACCGUCAAUUCCGAAAGCCAAAGACAUUUGUGGCUCGUUUGUUUUGAAGCAAGUUUGGUUUGAUAGAUUAUCACAAAGUUAUGAUCGCAAUUACCAACGAUAUGCAAGCUCGUUGAAAAAAGAAAUUACAAGCAUUUACUCGGUGGAAAAGGAUUUUGAUCGUGUAAAAAUCAAUGGCUUUGAGCCUGGUUGUUAUCCCUACGAUCCAAAAAGAGUGAGCUCUGUAAUCGUCUACUUUACUCUGCAUUUUGCUAAAGCUGUCGACCAUCCUCUCAAACCUCUUCAAGAUCACUUUGAUCAAAACAAAACUCUGGCAGGAAAAGAGGUUUUUCCUGAGUCACUAAUGCUGACAGGUAUUGCAGAGAAUGCUAAUGGCUGUCAACCGCUUAAGCCUUCAAGUCAAACUAAACAACAACCAUCUGCACCUAGUCAAAGACCAGCACCUUUACCUCGGCCUACUUCCCCGCCACCAACUCCUUCACCUUCACUUCCAAGUGCCAAAUCCCCCAGCAUUCCUGCUCCCCCGAAGAGCCCUCCUGCUCCACCAAAAAGCCCUCCUGCCCCACCAAAAAACCCUCCUGCCCCACCAAAAAGCCCUCCUGCUCCACCAAAAAGCCCCCCUGCUCCACCAAAAAGCCCUCCUCCUCCACAACCUAACCCUCAACCUCCUGCCCCACCCAUUAAACCAACACAACGUCCUCCUACACAACCGUCUCCACCAAGACCACCUGAAACACGUCUUCCCCCUCCGCCCACAUCCCAGCCUCCUAAGGGCCCUUCACCCUCAGAGUCCACCCCUCUCCCUGACUGGGACCGCCUUGCACUUUACUACACCUUCGACAACCACAAAUUCCCCUUCAUCACGGAUAUGUCAGGACACAGUAACAUGGGACAAAUGUCCCCGGGGGUGAAUGUCAUCGGCGUUCAGAAUGGCUGCGGUCUGGCAGGAACUUUUAUCGGAGGUUCAAUAACCGUAGAUGGUAGGAGAUUUCAUCCCAUGCCUUCUCAGGCAGUCACCAUUGCCUUGUGGGUAAAAUUUUCAACUACAAAGGGUGAACAAACAUUAUUCACAACGUCUCAACAAGGCUCUUACGCGUCGAAUUAUUAUUUGGCCUCAAAAGACGGUCAAAUUAAUUGGCGCCACAAAAAUGAACUGGGACAGACUCUGUUUAAUGUUACGUCAUCUGAGCGCACAGUUCUUGCUGAUCAGUGGACCCAUGUUGCUGUGACAUAUGAUAAUAGUAAAGGAGAAGCAGUAAUCUACGUGGAUUCCAAGGAAAUCACCAAAGUUAAAGCAAAGGGUAAAUUGACUCAAGACUGGGCAGGAGGAACAGAAAUUGGUAGUUGUAACGGACACUAUCCCUUUCAUGGCUCGCUGGACGAUUUUGUAAUUUAUACCACCGCUUUGGAUUUGAAAACUAUCAAAAAGCUCUCUUGCACUUGUUCUAUGAAAGCAGGUCCUGGUACUGAGAGCAAAGUCACAGAACAAUGUCACCGUGGUCCCAAACCCCCACUCCCCCCUCCGACAAAAGCAACUAGCAAUGUACCCACCACUCUCCCUCCGGGAAGAGCACCUCCUCCUACAAGAGCACCCGCAUUAUCUCCCACGCGCCCCGCACCUGCCCCACCACCUGCCCCUCCACCUUCCCCACCACCUUCCCCUCCACCUUCCCCACCACCUGCCCCACCACCUGCCCCUCCACCUGCCCCACCUCUUCCUCCUCCUGGACCAAUUAAUGGCGGAUACACUGACUGGUCAGCGUGGACUGGAUGUACAUCAUCGUGUGGAAGCGGGAUGCAAGAACGAAUCAGAAACUGUACGAACCCAAUUCCCGCCAAAAGUGGAAAAGAUUGCAAUGAUUUGGGCCCUGAUUCCGAAACAAGAACGUGCAAUGCCCAGCCUUGCCCAGUUGAUGGAGGUUUUACUAAUUGGUCUCCAUUCACUCAAUGUACGAAGACCUGUGGCGGAGGGUCACAACUCCGGACCAGAGAAUGUAGCAAUCCAAAGCCUCAAUUUGGUGGCAAAUCAUGUGAUCAUCUUGGAGGUGUCCAGGAGUCAAGAAAGUGCAACACAUUCUUCUGUCCAGUGAACGGUGAUUACAGCGAGUGGACGGAAUGGGAGCGAUGCAGCAAAACUUGUGGAGGGGGUAAACAGUUCCGUUCAAGAACGUGUACUAACCCCCCGUCACAGUAUGGUGGGAUGAACUGUGACGCUAAGGGACCCCCGAGAGAGGAACGAAUUUGUAGCACCAACCUCUGCCCAGUGGAUGGUGGGUACUCAGCAUUUGGUAAUUGGUCAGUUUGUUCCGUGACUUGCGGUGGGGGUAAUAUGACGCGAACACGCUCAUGUUCCAACCCCGCCCCAGCAAUGGGGGGCAAAGAUUGUUCUCAAUUUGGAGCACCUGUCGAAGCUAUGAAAUGCAACGAGCAACGCUGUCCAAUCGAUGGUGGGUUUACGCCGUUUGGCGAGUGGUCAGAAUGCAGCACGACCUGUGGGGGAGGUGUACAGUCACGGAUGAGGACAUGUACGAACCCCACACCACAGUUUAUGGGGAAAGAUUGUGAAGGUGCUUUGGUGGAAACUAAGAUGUGCAGUGUCCAACCAUGUCCAGUUGAAGCAGGAGAUGGUUUUGGAAAGUGGAGCGAAUGCAGUGCCUCGUGUGGGGGAGGGGUGAGGUCAAGAAGUAGCGAGUGUGGAAAUAAUCCUUCAUGUCAACCUAAAACAGAAACACAAAGCUGUAAUAUACAACCAUGCCCAGUGUCUGGAGGUUUUACAUCGUGGGGAGACUGGGGAAAGUGCAGCUCAUCUUGUGGUUCAGGCAUUCAACAACGAACGCGGUUGUGUAGGAAUCCUGAACCCAAACAUGGUGGAAUGGGUUGUGAGCUGCUUGGUCCUUCGUUAGAAACAAGAAACUGCUCUCUGAAAGAAUGCCCAGUGAACGGUGAUUACUCCAUGUGGACAUACUGGACAAUGUGCUCCGCAACGUGUGGUGGGGGGAUACGAACGAGAUAUAGAAAUUGUACCUCACCAUCCCCAGCAUUUGGCGGCAAAGAUUGCUCGGAGCUUGGACCCGAACAAGAGACGUCACCUUGCAAUCCAGACCGCUGUCCAGUUACCGGUGGUUACAGUAACUGGGGCGAUUGGACAAACUGUACAGCGAAGUGUGGUGGAGGGGAGCAAGUUCGUAGUAGGACAUGUACGAAUCCUGUCCCUGAAUUUGGUGGGAAUGACUGCACUCUGGGUGGUCCAUCCUUGGAGAAACGAGAAUGCAACAAAGUUCCUUGCCCAGUGCCUGGUGGGUACACCUUGUGGUCGAACUGGACUGAGUGUUCAAGCACUUGUAACGAAGGUGUGCAAUACAGAGAAAGACAGUGUACAAAUCCUCCACCUCAAGACGGAGGGAAAGAUUGUCUGGCAAUUGGCCCAGCGACUGAUAAGAGAUCUUGUUUUAUCACCAAAUGUCCAGUUUAUCUGAACGAGUCUGAUUACACCGAGUGGUCAGAAUGUACGAAGUCUUGUGGAAUGGGAGUACAGUCGAGGGCGAGCAAGAAUGGAGAGCAAACUCAAUCACGAUUCUGCAACACAGAUCAAUGCCCUGUUGAUGGUGGUUACAGUCUCUGGAGUGAGUGGAAGGACUGCACUGCCACUUGUGGUGGAGGACUGGCUACCAGGCGGAGAACGUGUACAUACCCGGAACCUCAGUUUGGUGGUAAAGACUGUCUCUCUGCCAUUGGACCAGACACUGAGACUAAAACAUGCAACACUAAGGAAUGUCCUGUUCCAAAAGUGCCAAUCCGUUCAUGUUUGGAAUAUAAGCGACGUUGUCAUGACAAUGUGGAUGGCGUCUACACGAUUUUCAAUAAAGACGGUGGGGAGACUAGAGCCUAUUGUGACAUGACUAAAGAUGGCGGUGGCUGGACAUUGUUAGUCACGUCGCGAUCUAAAACUGGUUGGGAUGACCGAACUGUCCUUUUGAGAAACGAAGAGGAACCCAGUAUUACCAAUGAUUAUUCGAUUUUAAAAUACGCGGACGGGAUAAGAAGUAUUGCCACAGGGGGAUUUGAAUUUCGACUUGAGUCUUCGGAACGAGGCUCAAAUGGUGGGAUAUGGAAGGCUCCUCAAGGAUACAGUUUCACAAAGAAAGAUAAUUCUCAGGUGAAAAUACUGGAUGUCUCAAAGUUCGGUUCCUGGAAAUAUGGUAAAGAUAGUUUGAGCCAGCGAAUGCCUUGGCUGUCAAGCGGUAGUUCCCUGCUCACUACUUCCGAGGGAAAACCGGGGGGGGAGUUUGGUUCGAUCAUCAGCAGGAGCAGAGAUCCAAACGCCCCCACCUGGAUAAAAGAAACUGAUCCUAAUCCUACUGUAGUUUGGUACUGGAUCAGAGAGUCACCAGGUCCUCUGUACGAAAAGGAUCCGACAAAGAAGGACAAAAUGUGUCCCAAACCAGUUGAUGGUGGAUAUACUGAAUGGUCCGUCUGGUCGAGCUGUACCAAGACAUGUGGCGGUGGUAGACAGAUGAGAACCAGAAACUGUACAUCACCAUUACCAAUAGAUGGUGGUCUUGACUGUGCUGAUCUUGGUAUUGGUGGUGACGAAGAAAGCAGACAAUGUAACGCAGCUGUUUGUCCAGGACAGAUAGUUGAUGGUGGUUACAGCGAUUGGAGCCCGUGGUCUGCAUGUACAGUGACAUGCGGCGGAGGAUCCCGAAUGAGGAAUCGGAAAUGUAACAAUCCUGCGCCAGCGAACGAAGGAAAAACGUGUUUUGACCAGCAGCUUGGCUCAGAAAUGGAAUCAGAAGCUUGCAAUAUUGAACCAUGUGAAGGUCAAUGUGAGCCAAAAUGUCAAAAUGGUGGUCAAUGUGUAGGAAAACAAUGUCAGUGCACGGAAAUGUACGAAGGAAAAUCUUGUGAGAAAGCGAUAUGUAAGAAACGUUGCAUGAACGGUGGUUUGUGUUAUGAUCCUUUCAAGAAUCUUUGUCGAUGCAGAAAAGGUUUCUGUGGAUUGACAUGCGAGAAAAGUGGUAAAGCCUGUCAACUCUAUGUUUUCUACUUCCGCAUCACAAACUUGGCAAAGAAAGAUGUCGUAUUCUUCUCCAGUGAUGGUAUACCGAAGAAGGGAUCGUUGAUUGGCGCUACGUAUCGUAGGGAAAUAAAGAAGAAAUCUUUGAGCAAUGCUCCAGUCACAUUCCAAGUAAAAAGUGGAAAAAAUCUUCUUCUUCUCAAUACGAAGGCAGGAAUCACAAUCAUUCCAGGGAAAGUUGUAAAGCAACCUCUAUCUUUGACUAUAACGGAAUCCGUUUCCAGGAAGCUCUACUUCACUAAUCUACGAGUCACCAAUUUGGCGAAAGCAAAUAUCUUGUUAAAAGCGAGCGAUAAUGUGCCGUCAAAAGGCUUCAACAUCAAAUCAAAUGUCAUCGCUGAAAUAACAAAGAAAACGACGAAUCCUAAAGAAGUUUUGUUCCAGGCAUUCGAUGCUGCCACACAGAAAGCAUUGUGGGUUAAUGGUCGACAAUCGUUUAGUGUUAAACCUACAGAAACGAAAGGCUCGCCUGUGUCGUUGAUAAUCAAAACAACGGUUCCACCUGUAAAGAUUUACCAUAUUGUCUUGCAAGUCACGAACCUCGCUCGAACUGACGUCAUUCUAAUGCCGAGUGAUCACGUGCCAAAGCAAGGUUUGCUCGUGAAAAACAACGUCAUUGCUCUUAUAAAGAAAACAACUCAACAAUCGACAGCAGUCACAUUUACUGCGAUGGAUGCAAAAACAAAACAACAAUUUUAUAUUAACGGUGGCACAAGCAUUGGCAUUGUUCCUAGACUUGUUCCUGAUGCACCAGAACCUAUAACCAUCACAAGAUCAGCCGGAGAAAUCAAGGCUUCUGCAUAUUAUCUGGUGAUUCAAGUCAUUAACAAAACUCCACGUAAAAUCGUUCUCAUACCAGACGACAAUGAGCCAGCCCAGGGCUUCACGCUUGGUCCAAAGACGGUUUCUCUCAUCACGAAGACCGUGAGGGUGAAACAGCCGAUCGUAAUCACAGCAAUUGAUGCGGAGAGUGACGGGGAAUUACUCAUAAAUAAACAGUCAAAUGUGUCCCUGGUUCCAACCAUAAGUAAAGACCAUAUUGAAAGCUUGACAAUUUCCUCAGAUCCAGAAAGCGAAGAAAUAGAUCAACCUCAGGUCGAGCCAUUCUACUUCUGGUCUUUCCUGACAAUCAUCAAUAGAAAGAUUCCUGGUCAUCUUCCUUUCAACGUUCAAGGUCACAUCGAGGUUAUCGACGGUGGUUUAUAUUUUGAUGGUCUGACUGCAUUCCUGAGCGCAUAUCUCUCACCAGCUGAUAUCCUGGUUAACCCAGGUUUGGCAAAACAGGGUUUGGCUUUUGGCAUAAAGCUGAAGUUUGAUGGCACAGCAAAGGAAUAUGACACGCCAAGGUAUAUUCUGGAUACUGGGGCAGAAAGCGGCGGAAAGACAGGAAUAUCGUUUUAUGUUUUGAAUGGAAAAUUGAUCGCGUAUUUUGCAACGCCUAUGAAAACAUGGAAGACGGAAAUCAACUUAAUUUACGACAAGUGGCUCUACAUCAUCGUCAACUGGAGAUCAGAUUCUGGUCUUUUCAUUGCCCUGAAUGGCUUUCCAACAUCCUCUGAUCGCAAAGGCAGCCCUAAACCUGGACUAGCGCCUACAAUAAAAACCCCGAAUUUCUGUCUUGGGAGAAAUGUUGGCGGGAAAGGUUUCUACUACACUAAGUUUUAUCUCGCAUCUCUGGUCGUAUUCAAAGAAUUUCUAUCAGAUGCGCUGAUAUAUCCUGUGUAUAAGUAUUAUUGGAUCAACGUUCUCGUUCAACCAAGUAAACUCUACUUCGCCAAUCUCAAAGUCAUCAAUAAAUUCUCUGGUGCAGUGGAAAUAAAGUUCAGUGACAAUAUUCCUCCCAAUGGAUUCCUCUUGAAAACCAACGUCAUUGCCAAUAUUAAGAAAAAAACAAACAGUCCAACAGCCAUAACACUUCAUGCUGAGGAUCCCGUAACAAAGAAGACGCUAUUUGUAAAUGAUUUACCAAACCUUCGCGUCACACCAACUCAAUUCGAAGAGCAAAUGACGACUGUUACAGUCUCUACAAAAUCUGGAAUUGAUGGCACAAGUCAAUUCCAACCAGUAGGCUGCUUCAACGACAGACGAAACCCGAGACCGUUGCCUGAAAUGUUGCAGAGUUUCCCCAGUUCUCCAACUGAUUUAUCAGCUUUUAAAAACAACGUCAUGAGAUGUGCGCUACUUGCUAAAAAGAAAAAUUAUAAAUAUUUUGGAGUUGAGGCGUUUGGUGAAUGUUGGAGUGGACCAAGUGCGGACUCGACCUACUCAAAAGACGGGAAAUCUUUGCAGUGUGGCAAUGGAGUUGGCAAACCAAACGCUAUUUUUGUUUACAGAUUCACUGGUCAGGCCGCCGUUCCCCGAGCCAUGUUUUACCUGGCUGCAAACAUCUACAAUAAAUACGGCAAGCCAAUCAUUUUGAAAUCUUCAGACAACCAACCGGCUGAUCAGGUUAUACCGGUUAAUGGCGUGGCACAACUGACGAAAGAUAUACCAAACCAAACGCCGGUUAUUUUUGAAGCAUUUGAUGCAAGUUCACCAGAGUUAAGAUUGUCUAUGAAUGGAAGAAAAAGCGUCAGUAUCACACCUUCUACUGUGAAAGGAGCGCCUCAUACAGUGGAGAUAAAGGAUGGAGGUACUGCUUCUGGUGUUGAGAGCUUCACGUCCCCGAUCAGUAAAUCUUUGCUUGGCGAUGGUACAGGAAUUCUGACAUCUCCCUGGAAUAUAAUGUUGAUGAUCGUCAACAAAGUUGAUCGUAAUGUCAUUCUGUUCUCAAGUGAUAAUGAUCCUCCCCAAGGAUUCAAAAUUAAGCAAGGAUUCAUUGUGACCCUCAGUAAAACUUUGAGCAGUAAACAGCAGAUUAUAUUCCGAGCAAUCGAGGAUCCCAGCAGAGCAAAGGUUUUGUUGAAUGGGAAAGAGAGCAUCGAGGUGUCAGCGAAGCAGGGAAAACCUUCUCCUGUCACAGUAACUCUUACAGCGUUCAAAGGAGGUGCGAUUGCAACUGAGAGCAACAAAGGAGAAGUUGACGUUGAAGCUCCCCCCGUGGCCGCCAGACAUUCCUGGAUCUUUACUUAUAUAUUGAAUGGCAAAAUCCCGGGGGACGUUCCUCUUACCGUCCAUGGCAAGACUGUAGUGAAGAACAGUGUUACCAUUUUCGACGGCGUUUCUUCUUGGCUCGGUGCGACGCUGCCCAGCACAGAUUGUCUCAUCGCUCCGACUAACUGCAGAGAUGGUUUUUCUAUUGGUUUUAAGAUUAAUUUUAAAGGAUUAAUUAAGUUCCCUGAGGAACGGUAUAUUGUCGACACUGGUGUUUUGAGCAAAGGCACCCGAGGGAUCUCAAUAUAUUUACAGAAUGGUCAAUUGUUUUGUGUCGUUAUGACCAUGGCGUCGCAAUGGAAGCUUGGCAUGAGAAUAUCAGGUGAUGUUUGGAUGUUCAUUGGCGUUUCCUGGUCAGAGAACCAAGGUUUAUAUCUCUACAAUAACGGGAGGUUAAUCGCACAGACCAAGUUGAAAACACCUCAAAACCUGGUUCCUGUCGGAACCACAUCGCCCAAUAUCGUAUUUGGUCGGUCGUUAGCCGGAACAGGAUUUGCCAAAUUCUAUCUUGCCUCGUUUUCGAUCUUCACCACUUUCCUGGCAGAAUCUGGAAUGAGACCUGUUUACACUUAUUACUGGAGAAUAGGUUUAGCCAAACCCGCAGAUGGCAAGACCUUCAUCGACAUCAAAAUAUCCAAUCAAGCUGGAAGAGACAUCGUUCUUAUGUCAAGUGAUAAGGUUCCGCCCAAAGGAUUAACCAUCAUCAAAGGAGUCAUGUUAGACUUCGUUAAACAAUUCACCGGCGCUGUCACUGUAACUUUAACAGCGAAAGAUGUUAUGACAGGUCAGCUUAUAUUCCUUAAUGGAAAGAAGUCGUUGACAGUAAAAGCAUCCAGUGUUAAAGGGCAGAAAUUCACAAUAUUUGCCACGACAAAGCCUGGUUUGAUCUCUACUGAAACCUCACAAUAUUAUAUCGUUUUGAAAGUCCUGAACAAAGCUGGUUCAGAUAUUUUCAUAAAGUGCACAGACGGCGUCCCUAAGCAAGGUUUUGCUGUCAAAAAGGGUUUCAUCGUCGUCAUAACAAAGUUGACCAAUAGCAUCACACCUGUGGGAUUCUCAGCCAAUGAUAUUCAUGGAAAAGCGGUGGUACUCAACGGUAAAAGUCACUUGACUCUGACCCCAAGCGCCGUAAAACAAGAGCCAAUAAAAAUCACUGUUCAAAGCGCUCAAGGGUCUGUUGGACCAAAGUAUUACAUUGGGUUAAAACUCCUCAAUAAAGCGGGAUCCAAUGUUAUCUUAAAAACAAGCGAUCAUAAUCCGAAGUCUGGUUUUAAAAUCAAGCAAGGUUUGGUAGUUCUGAUAACAAAGACGGUCGCUAAUCUUCAACCAGUCAUGUUCACAGCAAUCGACAGCCGUGGAGGAAAUGUUAUCUUAAAUAAUAAGAUGAAUUUAAUUUUGAAACCGUCGCCGAUCAAAGGCCAACCGUUUACAGUCGCCAUGACACCCGCUCCAGGUUCAAAAGCCAUCUCCGUCUAUUUCACUUCAAUGAAAGUUAUCAACAAACACAGCAGCGAUAUUGUUAUCUUAUCCAGUGAUAAAUAUCCCAAGAAUGGCUACAUCAUAAAGCCCAAUAACAUCGCAGUCAUCACGAAGAAAUCAUCCAGCAACAUACCCGUAGAUUACUCUGUGUUUGACGUGAAGACGAAGAAACCCAUUUUGGUGAAUCAACACAGGAAAGUAACUCUGAAACCUCAUUUGGUUCGAGGUCAGCCUGUUAGUUUGCUCGUAGGUGGAACUGUCAAUGCAGCCAAGAAAACUGAGGUAGAAAGACCAACGACUACCGAAGAUACUCCAACAACUCUUGAGCAACAAGCAGCAAUGCCAAUCUAUUACCUCGUCCUAAAGAUUGCGAACCGCGCUGGUUCUGACGCCACAAUUAUACCAAACGAUUCUCAACCGCCUCAGUUCCAAGUGAGAAAAGGCUACCUCGAAACGGUGACGAAGAAAUCCCACAGCAAGCAAGCUGUUGUUUUCAAAGCUGUGAAGGCAGGAACAGAGCAGCGUUUGAGUAUAAACGGAAAAGACGAGGUUUCAUUAUUGCCCACGCUGAAAAAGGGAAAACCCAUUGUGUUAAACCUGAGAACCAAAGAAAAUAUUGUGCAAGAUGAAAAGUUAAAGCCAGAAAUAAAGACCCCUUUCUAUGUGAACUUGCAUGUUAGCAACCAGUCUCCCGGUGAGACUGUUUUCUUCCCAGUCAAAGAGUCUCCAAAGAGCGGAUUUCACUUGAAUCCUGGCACGGCUAUGAACAUCAAGGAGACUGUGGAUAGUGGUAAUCCGAUGACGUACAUGGCAUUAAGUGGAGAUAAUCAUAAACCAUUAUUACUGAACCAUCAAGCAAAACUCACCGUUACACCAGACGCUGAUAAAACAUUUAAUACUAAUGUGAAUAUUACCAAACCUCGAGGAGAAUUGACGGAGACGAAGGUUGAUGGAAACGCUCUUCAGAAAGAUUGUCACAUCGUCAGCUGCGCUGCACCCAAACCUCCCCAAGUCCCAGACCGUUACAUUUCGCUCAUUCUUCACAACAAACUGGGUCGAGCAGCGAGAGUCGUACCCAGUAAGGGAAAACAUAGGAACCGAGGAUACGUCAUUGGACCGCACAGUUUUGUCAAAGUCAGCAUUAUCAUCAAAGGAGAAAAGUAUGUUGAACCAAUCACCUUCCGAGGAGAAGACCUGGAAACUCAGUCGAAGUUCCUUCUUAAUAAAGCUCUAUUUCCAAUCUCACUCACUCCUUCGGAUACACCAAAAGCCGUCACGAAUAUCUCGAUAUCUGCGGAAGCUCCGCACGCCAGACCCAUCCAGUCAUGGUCUUUCUCAUCAUAUGAUGGCUCAGUUAUACCAGGCAGUCCCAGUCUCUCUGUACACGGUGAGGUCAGCAAGGCUGGAGAUGGACUACAUUUUGAUGGUUCAACGUCAUCAAUGGACACCUAUAUCGAAGGCUCGCAUUGUCUCCACGAUACAGAGCUCUGCGCGAAAGGAUUUAGCUUUGGCGCGAAAUUGAAGAUCGAUAAGAUAGCCAACGGUUAUACUGAGCCGAAGUUUAUAUUGGAUACGGGGGGGCACGGAAAGAAUACUCGGGGAGUUUCAUUGUUUGUGGAGAAUAAGAAACUUGUCGCUGAAGUCACGACCAAGAAGAUAAGAUAUAGGACGGAGACUCCCCUAGCAUUAGACCAAUGGAUAUACGUCAUAAUGACUUUCAAGAAAGGUCUUGGUUUAUCAUUGUACUACGACGCUCAGUUACGAAGCAUGGAUAAUACUGGGACACCUGUGCCUGACACGCAUCCUGUGGACAUGGACAAGAAUCUUCUGAUUGGUCGAAAUAUUGAAGGACCACCCUAUCAGUACGCAGCAUUUGAUAUGGCGUCACUGACCGUAUUCGAGGAAUAUUUACACGAGGAUGACGUCAGUCGUGUGUUCUUGUUUUUCUGGAGUGGAAAAUCAGCCAAGAUUUACUACUCAACCCUUCGUAUCAUCAACGGAGCUGGUCGUCCAGCCGUGUUGAAACCAAACCGAGGCAACGACGAUGGCUUCCCGAUCAAACCAAACAGCACACAACAGAUCGUUCUGAUGUCCAUGAGCACGGAUAAUAAUCCAAUUGAACCAGUCGCUUUCCACGCAAUUGAUGCAGAAACCUCAACCAAACUGAUGAUCAAUCAUUUUAUACGACCAUUUGUUGUGGUCCCCAAAGAAUCGAAGAAGGAAUUGACGACAAUCCUCAUAACUUCACCAGCCCCUUCGAUUCUUCCCAAGUUCAUCUGGAGUUUCAAACACGUGGAUAUGGGCGUGGUUCGCGACAGUGAGCCGAGGUUGAUGGUACAUGGUUUCUAUAAGCCAGAAGAAGACAGUUUGCGUCUUUUACCAGGCGAAACCUGGGUCGAUGUGGGAGAUUUUAGAGGUUCGUGUAUUAGUGAUCCACAGAUGUGUGACGAAGGAAUGGCGAUGGCGGUCAAACUCAAGUUUAAUGACGAGGCUAAGAACUACACUGAUGAGCCACGGUAUAUUCUGGACAGCGGUGCUCAUGACGCCCAGUCACGUGGCUUUAGUCUGCAUUACCAGGAUGGUAGAUUGCAUUGUGUUGCCUCAAUCUCGAAUGCAGAAUGGAAGGUCUCAGCGCCAAUCACUUUCCACGAAUGGAAAUAUGUUAUGUUCACUUGGAAGAAAAAUGAAGGACUUUCUCUGUACGUGAAUGGUCAUCUCGAAGAUCAUAUGAAACACUCCGUCAACAAACCAGGUCUUCACCAUAACGACAAGUUUACUCGUUUUGAAAUCGCACGAAAUAUCGCUGGCCCUCCCUACGGGCAUGCGCAGUUCACCAUCAACUCUCUCGCUUUCUUUGACGAGCAUUUAUCAAAAGCUGAUGCACUCAGAGAGUAUAUUUAUUACUGGGGAAAUGCAGCUCCCGCGUUUUCAAACCGUUACAUCAAAGUAAGGUUUGACAACAAAGCUGGUACGAAUGUACGCAUUACUCCAAGUAAAGGCGGCGCAAAGGAUCAAGGGUAUUCUAUCAAGCCUCAUAUGUCACUGGAACUCUCCUUUGUUGCCAAGGGAACGUCUGCGAAUGUUCCAGUCACGUUUCGCGCGCAGGAUGAGAUGUCAGGUGAUUCGCUCCUGAUUAACACGUCAGAGGAACCGCUGGCAGUUAGUCCAAGCGACUCGAAGACUCAUAUGACCGUUGCCACAGUAACUUCGUCAGUGAAAUGUCUAUCGCCAAAUGGUUUGUUCCCGGACCCAACAAACGAGUUUGGUUACAUCAACUGCACAGCGGGUUCAGCCAAGAGAAUACCGUGUGGAAUUGGUAUGAAAUGGGAGGAAGAGACGAAAUCAUGUCAACGUAAAGGCGGUCUCCCAACUCUGUAUUACGCAACACUCCAGCUUCACAAUAACGCUGGCAAAGAUGUUGAAAUUGUUGAGAGCGGCGGCCAGGAACCAGCACACUUGCUUACCAAGGGUGAAAUAAGAAAAAUAAAAUUAAUUGGCCAUGAAACUAAACAUUAUAAGUUUGAAGCGAUUGACAACAGUACCGGAGAAUCGUUAGUGUUAAAUAAUCAGGCUUUUUCAACUGUUACACUUGGUGAGGAUCCUGAUCGUGUUAUGGACGUCACGAUUAGCAAACCAAGUCACUUUUACACAGUAAUCACACACACUGGGACACAGCCAGACGCAGGAACAAGUGCAAACGUGUUUGUUCAAUUGAUUGGUAACCAAGGUCGAACUGAAGAAUUACCUUUAAAACAUUCUGGAGCCAAAGAAUUUAAUCCGGGACAAAUUGACAAAUUCCGUGUUCCUGCGUUGGAUAUUGGUAAGAUUAUUAAAGUAAAAGUAAAGCAUGACGGUGGAGGAAAAUCACCUUCGUGGUAUCUGAACAAGGUUAUAGUAAAAGAUGAUAACCUGCAGAACUACGAGUUUCCAUUUUAUGAUUGGUUGACUGGCGUAAACAGUGAGACAGAACCUGUGGAAAAACAGCUGCUGUUGUUUCAUGGAAAACGGACGUGUGUUCCUGUGUGUAAGAAUGGAGGCGAAUGCAUUGGAGGGAAGUGCCAAUGUCCAAGUCUAUUUGAAGGAGCAAGUUGCGAAAAAGCCUUGUGCCCAGUGCCUUGCAAGAAUGGCGGAGAAUGUGUGAAUCCGACUACAAACGAGUGCCGCUGUGCAAAAGGAUUCCAAGGACAAUAUUGUGAAAAUGCUGUGUGUACGCUGAGAUGUCUCAACGGUGGUAUUUGUAUUGGGCCUAACCGCUGUUUAUGUCUGCCUGCGUAUUCUGGACUCCGAUGCGAGAUAUCCUCGUGUAAACCAGAUUGCAUCAAUGGCGGAACUUGCAAAGAUGGCAAAUGUGAAUGUUCCUCGGGAUAUUCUGGUGAAUAUUGUCAAAUUGAACACACAUGUGAACUCCCACUUGAAAUUGGACCAUGUUUACAUGAUCUAAGACAAGAGAUCAAGAAUGGAAAAGCUGAUGAAAGAAGCGAAGGAUGUAGUAAAUAUCUCACUGAAGUAUUAAACAAUUGUCCAGCGCGUGGUUCAACCUACACCCAGGCUGAGUGCGAGAAACAAUGUGAUCCGACUGCAAACACAGUCUGUUCCAGAGUUUGGAAUCCAGCAAAAUGUCAGACGGACACUAAACGCUUUAGGUUUAAUGCGCAGACUCGAACAUGUGAUCAAUUCAUGUUCUCCGGUUGCCUAGGAAACAGGAAUAACUUCGCCUCGGAAAGUGCAUGUAACCAGGCAUGUUCCACAGACCUAAGAAGACGCAAACGACAAAGAACGCCAGGCUUUUUGGAGCAUUUUCUGAGGAGGCCGUUUUAACUGUGAGCCCGGAAAACUAUUAUGAAAUUUUAGGAACAUUUAUUUUAUUUAUUAGAUUUAUUUAAUGAAGUUGUAAAAUAUUUAGAUGAUUUUGUAUGAGGUAGUGCAGAUUUGUAUAUCUACCUGAUAUAUUUGACCGCAAAUAUUUGUAUAUAAAGUGUUGUUUAGUGAAGCUCCAACAUUGCAGUAUUUUUCAGCCAAAACUUCCUGGUUUGCCAGGAUCCUAUUUACGUUCAUUAGUGUUACUUAAGCUGUGUUCAUUGUCUUUGUAAGUUUAUGCAAAAAUUGAGAGAAUGGCAAAUAUGAAAUAAUAAACUCCAUACA